Messenger RNA from Carcharodon carcharias (great white shark), 5308 nucleotides. It is a transcript of the gene mybl1, whose product is annotated as v-myb avian myeloblastosis viral oncogene homolog-like 1. The record is from RefSeq and is a predicted model, not a curated record. NCBI's taxonomy places the organism in Eukaryota, Metazoa, Chordata, Chondrichthyes, Lamniformes, Lamnidae. Bases 315 to 2420 code for a protein of 701 amino acids. Gene Ontology annotation, cellular component: nucleus. Gene Ontology annotation, biological process: regulation of DNA-templated transcription. Gene Ontology annotation, molecular function: DNA-binding transcription factor activity, RNA polymerase II-specific; RNA polymerase II cis-regulatory region sequence-specific DNA binding. The transcript has 15 exons.
CGGUCAGGACGCGUGCGCACAUUCAAAUGUUGACGGGGAAUGUUUGAGAGGGAGGCUGGGCGCGAGAUUUGGCGGGAUAUAGAAACGGAGCUGGAGAACGGCUGAAGGAGCGGCGGAGAGCAGAGCCCAGCAGACGCACGUACACAUUCCGGAGCAGCUGGGGAUAUGGUGACUCCACUGCUGGAACUCAGUCAGCGAACAGCGACCCUCAGCCGAUGUAUUAAUUAUUGGAGACUGGCCACCCCGGAGCCCCCGAGUGAGUGCGUGAGAGUGGGAAGGGAGUGAGUGUCGGAAGAUACAAACCGUCCUUGUCAAUGAUGGCCAAGCGAGCUCGGAGUGAAGAUGAUGAUGACGAACAUCUGUUCCAAGAUCGUGACUAUGACAUGCCUCAACAGAAAGGUACAAAGAAGCUCUGUAACAAAGUUAAAUGGAUACCUGAUGAGGAUGAGAAGUUAAAGAAGUUGGUAGAAGAACAUGGUACAGAAGACUGGAAUUUCAUUGCUAAUCAUUUUCUCAACCGAACAGAUGUUCAAUGUCAGCAUCGGUGGCAAAAAGUUUUGAAUCCAGAGCUAAUAAAAGGACCAUGGACUAAGGAGGAAGAUCAAAAGGUAAUUGAGUUAGUUCAGAAAUAUGGUCCAAAACGAUGGUCACUGAUUGCCAAGUAUCUAAAAGGCAGGAUUGGAAAGCAGUGCCGGGAAAGGUGGCACAAUCAUUUAAAUCCUGAAGUAAAAAAAUCAUCUUGGACAGAAGAAGAAGACAAGAUCAUUUAUGAAGCACAUAAACGUCUGGGAAAUCGCUGGGCUGAGAUUGCAAAGUUGCUUCCUGGAAGAACAGAUAAUUCAAUCAAGAACCACUGGAAUUCCACAAUGAGAAGGAAAGUUGAGCAGGAAGGAUAUCUGCAGGAGGCUUCCAAAUGUGAUUUACUCCCAAGCAUACAGCAACAGAAAGUACCACCACGGACACCUCUGAACACAGUGCAAUUCCAGAACCAGUUUUUCAUUCCUGUGCCCACGCAAGCCUUAAGACAUCAGUACUUGGGUACAGAAGAAUCUUGCACAGAAAAUACUUCAACAGGUUUUUCUCAACAACCAUAUGUUGAUGAUGAUCCUGAUAAAGAACAAAGAAUAAAAGAACUUGAACUCCUCCUAAUGUCAGCAGAGAAUGAAGUCAGAAGAAAACGAGCAGGAGCUUCACAAGAGACUACUGACUUCACCUGCUGGUCAAGAAGUUUUUUUGGUGAUGAAAGUUUGUCCAGUACCUUGAGUAGCCUUGAGGAUAAAGCAACUGAAAUUUGUACCAAGGAGCAGCUCCAGGGGACAAGCACACCUGUGCAGCAGGCAUCCCUCAACCGUUUUCUUGCACAGGAGGAGAAUUCAGUCCUCAAUACACUACAUUCAAUUCCUGAUUUUGCUAAGACAUUUGAAUUAAUUGAAGCAGAUUCUGUAGUGUGGAAUGAGCUAACCAACUUUGACUUCUCUGAAGUCAAUGAAAAGACACCUGCUAAACAGACUCCAGCUAAAUUUGAACGUUUGCAGCGCAGAGGUGGAAUAGGUUAUCGCUUUGAUGGCCAUGCCAUUUCAGAUCUGAGCAGAAGUACUUGCAGCAACAGCAGUGGGCAGGGUGAACUCAUUCCUAUAACGUCCCCUAUCGUUGCCAAGUUCAGUACACCGCCAACUAUUUUAAGGAGGAAAAAGAGACUUCGGCUUGGCCCGUCUCCAUCCAGUGAUUGUAACAGUAUUUCCUUCAUGGACAAUAGCACAACGAGCCCAAAAAGUACUCCAGUAAAAACACUGCCAUUUUCUCCUUCUCAGUUUUUUAAUAUCUGCUCUGGCAAUGAUCACCUGAACCUUGAUAAUCCAGCACUUACUUCGACUCCAGUCUGUGGACAAAAAGUUCUGGUCACAACUCCGUUACGGAAAGACCAAACACCGAGAGUUCAAAAAGAAAAUGCAGGAUUUAGGACCCCCACAAUAAGACGAACGGUUUUAGAUAGCACACCAAGGACACCUACACCUUUUAAGAAUGCACUUGCUGCCCAAGAAAAGAAAUAUGGGCCUCUAAGAAUGGUGCCUCAGUCACUUGCACACUUAGAAGAGGAUAUUCGAGAGGUCUUGAAGAAGGAAACUGGUACUGACAUAUUACUUGGAGAAGGAAUGGAUCCCAUCUUCAAAAUUAGUGAGCAAGAGCACACUGCUCCUUUCAAGAAAGUACGAAAAUCUCUUGUUUUAGACACAUGGAUCAAGGAUGACAUUGGUACUCAAAAGUUCCCACAGACCUCUGUUUCAGAUGUACAGAUGAGCAGUGAAUGGGAAGCAGUAGCUUGUGGGAAAACGGAAGAUCAGCUAAUAAUGACUGAACAGGCUCGGAGGUACCUGAAUGCGUAUAAUGGCAGCAACACAAGCAGGAGUCUGAUCCUAUAACUGGCCACUGAUGAAGGAGCACUAUCAAUAUACACUAAAACUGAUUCAGAUUUUGAGCUGAAGUCUUUUAUCAUAAACUUAACUCCUAACCUACCUAGGUGUGAUUUCUCUGAAGAGGUUAGAGUCUGUUUAAAAAUUCUGACAUGUAAAAAAAAAUCUAACCAAAACUAAAAUGAAGCUGCUUUUGCUAAAUGUAAUAUGUGCUUAUAUUUAAAGCCAAAUGAAACACAAUGGAUGUAAAGGUGGAGAAAAGUACUGUCUUGAGUUGCACUCUUUUGUCUUGAAUAUGCUGUAAAAAAGAACAGACUAAAUGCUAUUGAUGGAUAUAAUGCCAUAUAAUGGGUAAUUGUCAUGUAGUUAUAUUUUUGCAACUGAUCCAAAUUCUUAACCAAAAAUAGUGACCAAUUAGGAUUUGUUGCUUGUAAUCAAGCAUUAAAAAUUAAACCAACUAAUAUCAGAUAUUUGGCAAUUGACAAAACCAAGAGAAUUUCCUAUUGUAUGGUAUCCUUUAUUUUGAACAUAUGUUAAUAUAUGAUCAAAUAAAUGUAUGUGAAGCAUAAAACCAAGUGUUUUUAUAAUGUAAGUAGACAGGAUGAAGAUUAUUUUUUUCCAGUAUUUAACAUAAGUCUCUGAAAAGUGAGAUAGCAUCUUGAAUGUAUUGUAUGUAGAAGCAGGGAAAAGUUAAUUGGGAGGAAAGGGUACAUUUUCUUAAAUUAUUUUCAGCUUAAUAGUAUUUAUGUGUAUGGAUCGAGCACCUCGGAGACACUGUUGAUAAGAAAUGAUUACUGCUGGUCACACGUUCCAAAAUAUGCACAUCUGUUAACAGAUGAAUUUUCUUCAUAUUUAGAUACUUAGCAGAAAUGCAAAUAUCUUGAGAUAUAACCAUUAAAGUGGACUGGUUGAUUGGGGGCAGGGUUUGUAUUCACUUUCAGUUGUCUCCUUAUUCCAUUGAAUACUUGGAUCCAAGGCAUGGGCAGAAGGGAGAAAACUUUUUUAAUCUUCCUUUGCAUAAAAUAACUGCUGAUUAAUGCUCCUGCUUGAAACUGCUCUUGCACUGCUUCCCUCCUUCUCACCAUGCCUUCUAGGAGAGAAGGUGGAUGAAGAAACAGAACGAAAGCUGCGCACAAACUUGUAUCCUAAACAUUUUACAGUAGCAUAUCCUGCCUCUGUAAAUAUAGAUGAAUUAAUACAAUUCCACUUCCCAAUCUAGUCACAAUUGCAAUAUCAUUUAUACUCUGCACUUAAAUGUGUCACCAAUAAUGGAUGUGCACAAAUGCUGCCUUGUUAAAUUGAAAAUUGACUAAACAGCCAAAGGACACGAAAUGUUGUUGAUUUGGUCUGCUGUUCGUUUUAUUUUUUUAGCAAGAUAUAGCAUGCAAGUCCGUUAUUAGUGAGUUGCACCUUAAGAUUGCAAUUCAUGAUUAACCAGUUUUUCAUUAAAAUAUACUUCCAUAAAUGUACUGUAAACAAAAAUGUUCUAUUUAAUACAAGAAACAUUAACUCCACCAACUGCAAUCUACUUUUAUGAAAAAUGGUUGCAGUUUUAGGAGGUAGAAGCCCAGAAGAUAUGUUCUUUUUUGUUUUCAUGACAUCACACCCAAUUGGUAUCAUUUUCAUAGCAUAAUGAUAACAUUCUCAUUACAAUAUAUAUUUAUAAAUAGUGGUGAGAGGGAACCUUUUCAGCAACUUUAAAGCAGUAAUAAAGUUAUAUAUAUUGCGCUACAACUUCAGCUGACAGCAGACAAUCUUUUAAAGUCUAUCAGAUUAAUUUGAUUUUGGUUAUCUUCUUUGGUUGUACAAACCUAAUUAAAUGGCCAUUUUUUUAUCUCCUGGGUUAAAUUUUUAGUGCGUAAGUCCAUUUUGCCUCACUUUAUUGGAGUUCAAGCAACUAUAAUGAUGUAUCAUCUUCAUAACACUGAAGUUUCUUCAACACAAUUCGUGGUAUCACCGUAUUGCAGCAAACGAGGGGAAAAACAUAUCCCUUGAGCUCAGUAUUGAUUUUUUUAAAAAUUCAGUUUGUUUACUUUUUAAGAAGUAUAUUUAAAACCAAGCCAUCUAAUCUUAAAAGUACCUCAGAAGAGAGGAACAAAAUCUCACUGUUUAAAACAUUGGCUUCAACUUCCCUGAACUGAAGAUAUUUGCACUUUUAUUUUAAAGAAAUGUGUGUAUGCAUUUUUUUUGUAGAAAGGUUUUAGUUAUGUGGAUCUGCAGAGUACAAAUGUGUGCACAGAGAUGUAGCACUGACAUGUUUAAAAAAAAACAAAAUAGUACAUAGUUAUUAAAUAGCUAUAAAAUAUUUGGACACUCUUUCCUCUCCUGAGUUGUACUGCUAUGCACAAUAGCAGGAUAUGCUUGCUGCUACUGAGAGAUGGAAAAGGGAGCAUCUGAUGCACUGUGUAUAGAAUGUACAUAGUUUGUAUGAUGGAAACAGUGAUUCUGUAACAUUUAACAGCUAUUUUAUGUGUGAUGGUUCUAUCUUGCAUGCUGUGUUGGCUAAGCACAUUUUAAUUGGACACUUUUUGAAGGUUGUGUUUUUGUUUUUUUAUUUUUGGUGUGUUUUUUAGGUGGUUUUGUUUCUGCAGGGUUGAAGUUUUGAAUGUCAUACAUGUAGCAGUUAUAUAAAUCCUGCAGUUGCUUUGAUUGCCUAGUCUCUACUGAUUUGCAUAACACCAUUUUUGAUUAUCAGUCUUGCAUUAUUCACGGAUGCUGCAUAAAUACUGAGGUUGUUUAGUUAUGCCAUUAUACUGCCAUAUGGGUUAAGCUUCUGCAGUGAUCUGUCACCUUUAUUAUACUGGUGCAUGUCCUUCCUUUUGUCAGGAUCAAAAAAUGGUGCACCAACUGUCCAUGUAGAGCAUUUGUAUGUUGUCAAAAUAAAUUGCUGUGUGCUA